Molecule: messenger RNA, 4476 nt
Organism: Symbiodinium sp. CCMP2456
Lineage: Eukaryota; Dinophyceae; Suessiales; Symbiodiniaceae
Source: the annotation of a GenBank genome assembly
AUGAUCCCCGCCCGCAGCUCACUGCGGCACGGGGACGGUGCAGACUUGAAGAAUGGGCUCAGGAAGACUGCGGUUGGGCUUGACUUGGGGCGGCGGUUGCUCGUGGUCCUCAAGAGCACGUCCAAGCCCUCGGAGAAGGCCCAGGCCAUCCGGGUCGUGGACCAUGGAGAGCAGCAGAAGGAGGCGCUUCGACGACUCUACGAUGCCCAGGUGCUCUUGCAGUCCUACGAGGAUCAGUUGCAUGCCAAAGAUGAGCAGCUCUACAAGAUCCAGGUCUGCGUAAAGAAGGCGAUCCGCGAGUCGAGCGCCGACUACCUGCGGGAGCCGGAGUUGAUCGAGUCCCUGGGUUUCAGCGAGGAGGAGCUCCAUGCCGAGGGCAUCGCCACAGAGCAGAAGCCCACAGGGAAGAUGGCCCGCUUCGAGGCCAUGCUUGACCAAAGCUUCGAGAACCAGAAGUGGGAGGAGAAGCAGGACAGGGAGAGGAGGGCCAAGGACCUACAGGCGAAUGGUAGCAGCCUCCCUGUGCUCGACCCACAAAGUGACAUGCAGUGGUUCAAGGUGCCUUACUGGAUCAAGGCUGAUGAGGAGACCAGGGAAAUGGUCCAGAAGAUCAAGCAGCAUUUCAUGGACGAGAUGAACGCCAAGGGCCACUUCGACCACAACGCAUUUCUUGAACACCUUUGGCAGUGUGGCUUCCAAGUUGCCCAACAUUGGGCGGGAUCGCCGAACGAGGAGUUGGUGAAACAAGUGGAGGCCGCCGAGAAAAAAGCCCGGAGCGUACAGCGUGAAGCGCUGCAGGAAACCUCCAUGCUUCGGCAGCACAUCAAGCGUGUGGAGCGCAAGUACAAGGAACUCCAGAGCAAUGCUGCAAAAAUGCAGAAGGCCAUGUCCACCAUGGCCUCCCAGCUCAAAGAGGCUCGCGACACUGCGGCAAUGUUCGGGGUUGAGCUGCCGUCCUCCCCCAGCGAUACGUCCAACCGCCGGCCGUCUGUUUUGAUGGGCUUUGGGCAGCAAGGAAGGCCGGCACCAGCCGGACACCUGGCGGUGCCGGGAGCGCCGGCCAAAUCCGAGCGGCGGAUGUCGGUGGCCGAUGGGGGGCUCCAAGUCGGCGGGCUGCCAGACGUCCCGGAGCACCAUGGCCAAGGCCCAGGCGUCGUGUCUCCGCUUCAUGCAGACGACACACUCGAGAUUAUGGCGGACCAGAUGCAGCUAGACGAGAUGGACAACGAGAUCUUCGAGCCGUUGAACCAGUUCGACGAUGACCUCAAGGACCUGAUGAUCGAUUGCAUCACGGAGAAGGUCCGGCGGAUCCUCUCCUUGGACCCAUCCAAGUACAAGAACGGUCGGCUGCCCUUCGGCCUGAAGCCUCACAAGGGCCUCGCCUUCGCCGACGACGAGACGGAUCUGGAGGCGGAAUUGGAGCGGAUGCGGGAGCUCUACGAGCGGCUCAAGGAGGAGAACGAGCAGCUGCUGCGCCAACUCGAGGCGGCCCGGGCAGCGGCCGAGCGCUGGAAGCAGAAGUAUUUGGAGCUCCAGAACAAGCCUGCAGAGGUUCAGGAGGAGAAGGUGGUGUUGUCGAGACCGGCAUCCGUGAAGACGACUCCAGAGACACCAAAAGAGAGAGAGCCGACACCGCCUCCAGUAAUCAAGGGGCUCUCCGACGAGGAGGUCAAGAGGUUGCUAGAGGAGCAGGAGAAGGCCUACAAAACCAAGAUUGCUGCGCUGGAGAAGCGGAUCAAGCAGCUGGAAGACGAACUGGCGAAGCUCAAGGCGGAGAAGGACAAAGCGGAAGCGAAAGCCAAAGAAGCAGCCGAGACCGCCCAGAAGGAACGGGAGCGCCGAGAGACGCUGCAGAAAGAGCAGGAGCAGGCGCGGGAGAUGGCGGGAGCAGGCUGUGCACCUAUGAAGCGGCCGGCCGCGCUGGAGCUCUUCCUCGUCGCUGCCGUCUCUUUUGUCGUGUCUGCGCUGUGCGCAGCCGCUACCGACCUCAUCCCGUGGAAGUUGCGGGAGCUGCCGAUGGCCAUGAGGUGGAGGGCUCGUGCCACCGUGGCCUCACUGCACCAGCCGGUGGCCGUGCUCUUCCUGCUGCCACCCAGCGAGGCGUUGGAGAUCUUUCUCUUCACUGGUGGCAACCAGUGGACCAUCAGUGCACCGCGCAACUUGUGGCUCACACUGUUCUACCUCCUGGGAGCCUGGUUCUUCGAGCUCUUGAUUCUGCUGCACCCGAGCACGGGGGCCAUGAAGUCCUAUGGCCGGCGUGGUUGGUCUGUGCAGGCGGCCCAUCAUUUGGGCUUCCCUGCCUUUGCGUUGCACAACAUCAUCAGUGGCUGUGCCGUCCCAGGUACGGCCGUGGCCUGCUACACCGAGCUGACCGUCUUCUUUACUAGCUCCUUCUGGAUCGCCAAAAUGGUCGGUGCUGGCGACAUCGUCCUCGUGCCCAUCAAAGUGGGCAUGGUCAUCUUCACCUUCGUCCUCCGUGGUGGCUGUGUGCUGCUGCUGGAUUUGCGGGCCAUCCUCAACGAUCAGUCAGAGCUGCCUGUGGCCAGCUGGCUGACCCAGUGCCUGGCGCUGGUGGGCAUGAACGUCCUGAAUCUACUCAUCCUCCGCUUGGUCUCUGGUGCGGUGAUGCGCGGAUCCAAGGUGGAUUCGGGCUGGACGUCGGUGAUGGAGCAUGCUCUGAAGCUGGCCAUGCAUCACCUGGGCCCCACGGUGUCUGAGCGGAUCCUGCUCGAGAUGCAGAGCGCACAUGAGGAUUCUUCCCAUCCUUCCAGCUUGGAACGACUUUUCCAGCUGUUUCGGCAGCCGCCCUUCCUGGAGGAGAAGGCAGCUGUGCCUGCGCCUGUCCCCAAUGGCCCUGGCUCUGCGCCGGGAGGAGGUCAUGUCCAGGCCCAGCCAUCCCCGAGCAUCGACAGGGAGAAGCUGCGUGAGAUGAUGAUCAGACUGGCAGCUGAAGCUGCCGGCUUCCCUGUGGAGGCCGAGAAGCCUCUGCUGGAUUCCGGGAUGGACUCCAAGGCCGCAGUGCAGUUCUCCGCGAAGCUCGCGACGGAGCUCCCGGACCUGCGCCUGCCCAGCACGCUCGUCUUCGACUACCCCACGCUCUCAGCUGUGGCAGCUUACGCUGAAGAAGCGCAACGUCCAAGAGAGCGAAAGCACCUUCAGAUCAAGAAGCCUGUGGCGUCGAGCGAUCCUCUUUCCGUCAUUGGUGCGGCAUGUGCCUUUCCAGGCGACGCGUGCAGCCCCGGGAAGUUCGGUGCGCUGUUGGCGUCCGGCACUGACGGCAUUGUCGAGGUGCCCUUCACGCGCUGGGAGCUGUGUGAGUACUACGAUCCCAAUCCUGAUGCGCCGGGAAAGAUGUAUCCGUGCCAUGCUGCCUUCAUCGAGGGUGCCGAAGAUUUUGCUGCAUCCUAUUUCAACAUCUCUGCACCGGAGGCACGGGCCAUGGAUCCGCAGCAGCGCUUGGUGCUGGAGGUGUGCCACGACUCACUCCUGGAAAGCACCUUCUCGCGUGAGGCACUGCUCGGUAGUUCGACUGCUGCCAUUGUUGGCGUGUCCAACAACGACUGGAUUCAAGUCCAGUCCGGCGACAUACGCAAGCUGAACCCUUACACGGCGACUGGCACCUCCGCCUCCGUCGCCGCUGCUCGUGUGGCUUUCUGCCUUGGCCUCAAGGGCCCAGCCUACGUGGUGGACACGGCCUGCUCCUCCGCGCUGGUGGCCGUGGACGCCGCGGCCAUGAACAUCCGGCGAGGACGCUGCAGUGCGGCUGUCAGUGCAGCAGCAAAUGUGAUCGCCAGCCCGGCGACCUUCAUCAGCUUCAGCAAACCUCGGAUGUUGUCACCGCGAGGACGGUCACAUGCAUUUGAUGCCUCUGCUGACGGCUACGGUCGCGGAGAGGGCGCAGGUGCGGUGGCGCUGUGUCCGCUCAAGGCGGACGGCGGCAGCGCUCGUGCAGCUCUACGAGGAACCGCGGUGAACCAGGAUGGCAGAAGCUCGACCAUGACGGCGCCCAACGGGCCCUCGCAGACCAUGGUCGUGGCCACGGCCCUGGCGGAGGCGAUGCUGCAGCACCACCAGGUGCGGCACUUCGAGGCCCAUGGCACGGGAACGCCCUUGGGCGACCCGAUUGAGGUGGGGGCCCUUCAGGCCGGCAGCCUCGAUGAGGGUGCAAGGCAGCAGCCUGUGGGCUUGGCCGCGGUGAAGACCAACGUUGGCCACCUCGAGGGAGCUGCUGCCUCUCCCGGGCUGCUCAAGACCGUGGCCCUCCUGAGCCGUCGCACCGCCGGCGACUUGGUGUCGAGUGCCCGCGCAUUGUCUCUGGUGCACCUGCACGCGCUGAAUCCGCACCUCACCUUGCUGGAGGAUGUGCCGCAGGUCUUCCCCUCAGAGCACUUCCCGCUGCCUGCGCAGAAGCCGAGAACUGGUGGCCUGUCCUCCUUCGGCUUUGGAGGCAUCGAGAGUUCGCCAGAUGCAGGUUGA